Molecule: messenger RNA, 1597 nt
Organism: Coffea arabica (coffee)
Lineage: Eukaryota; Viridiplantae; Streptophyta; Magnoliopsida; Gentianales; Rubiaceae
Source: RefSeq, a predicted model, not a curated record
AGCAAAUAUCCGAGUGUGAUCGCUCAAUCAUAAUGCAUAGGAUCCUCACUUGUUUAAUGUCUUUGAGUAUUCUAUGGGUCGAAAACUUUGGAUUGUGUUAAUUGAGUUUUUUCUUUGGUGCAUUAGAUCGGUUUUAGUUGAGGAUUAACUUUGAUUUUUGUGAAUGUUAUGAUUUUUGGUUCUGUUUAGAUGUAGCUCGUCUUUUUUUUUUUUUUUUCUGAUGGAAACAGUUGUUCAUCACAAGUUGGUCCUUCUGGGCUGGGAUGUCAUGCAUAUACUUGCAUCUAAAUUAUUGAAGUUUGAUUUAAACAGUUGAAGCAUGUAAUGCAUGUUGAAUUGUUUGGGAGAUCGCUGGAUCCAAAAAUUGGCUAUCGAAGCCCCUGAGCUUCUGGGAUUUUCUUUGAAGUGUAGAAAGUUGGAAACAUAAGGACUGGAAUUCAAGAUUGAAGAUUGAUGAGCUGUAGUUGGCACUUAUGAUACGGUCUUCUGUUUUCUAGGAUAGGAUGGUUAAGGAACUACACUCACAGGGAAGAACAGUAAAAGACAUUGCUGAGUGUUUAAAAGGGGUUCCAUUGCAUCAACGUACUGCUGCAGCCAUUAAAUCUGCACAUGCUUUGGGAUGUGAUCUAAAGGUGGUUAGUGAUGCUAAUAAGUUCUACAUUGAGACUAUAUUGAAGCAUCAUGGACUGUAUGACUGUUUCUCAGAGAUCAUCACAAACCCAACUCUGGUGGAUGAACAUGGAAGGCUUCAGAUCUUCCCUUACAAUGACUUGGCGUCACCUCAUGGUUGCCAUCUCUGCCCUUCCAACAUGUGCAAGGGUAUUGUUAUUAAGCGGAUCCAAACUUCAAUUGGUCCACGUAGGGAGGCCAAAUUCAUAUAUCUUGGGGAUGGAAACGGUGAUUUCUGCCCAAUUCUGAAGCUUGGUAAAGGAGACCACGCGUUGCCUCGAAAGGAUUAUCCUUUAUGGGAACUUAUCAGGAGCAAUCAAGAGUUUGUUGAAGCAGAAGUUCAUGAAUGGUGCAAUGGUGAAGAACUUGAGCAAAUCCUUCUUGCACUGAUUGACAGAAUCUCUGGUGAAGAUAUCAAAAAGGCACCGGUGGAUGAAAUUCGUUAGUAUGGUAUAAAUGGAUUAUGCCAGUGACUACUGCACAAGCCCAUAAAUCCAUAACCAACUUUUGCACUGUCGUCUAUCUCUCAAGUGGGUGCUAAUUACCAUUCUGGAUGAUAAGCCAGGGGUCCGGCCUUAUUGCAUCAAGUUUGAUCUUCUGUGCUAGUUUGCUGUAGUAGAAUGACCUAAAUAUCCAUUAACUCUUUCUUCUGAGAUAGGAUACCAUUUAGAGAAACAAAGAGGAGAAUCGUAGCAACCUAAUCAAGUCAAAGGGUGAGAAUAAGUUCCUCUUUGCAGGUUUGCCCAGAAUCUGCUACCAACUUAUCUUCUUUAAAAAGAAAACGAAGAACAAAACACCUGUUAAGAUUUUAUAUUUACGCUUUUCAAAGCUAGACUGAUGAUAAACGAUUGUACGUAGGGGAUAGGACUAUCAUGAAUGAAUGAAUGAGAUUCCUUUGUGAUGUGAAGAGUAGGAAAAUCGUUCAAAA